AUGGUGAUUAGCAAGUACUUCCAUCUAAUUUGUCCUUCCAUAUUUCUGCUAUUUGCAAUAUUUGGAGAAUGCCAAAGCUAUAGAAGCUCACUUAAGAAUUUUGAAGUUUUAAGGUUAUCUGCGAAGACUCAUCAUGAUUCAAUUAUACUCCAAGAAUUAAGCUUGGCUCAUGACUCAAAGCAUUCAUUGGCACCAUAUAGUACUUCUAGAAAAUGCAUUCAAGAUUCAAUCAUCACGUUUCAUAUCAAGGACUUGAAAUUGGUAGACGAAGAAUUCGAAGGAUCUGAGUGUAGAUUAAACACCAAGGAAAACUAUCAGGUCAUAGUAAGUCCUACACCACAAAUUCAUUUAAAAUUACACCAAGAUAUGUUCAGACAAAAACCAUCCCAUUAUAAAGACAUUGAGAGCCACAUAAUUGAAAAAGUUGAGAAUUACCCAAAACUUGAUUUACCAUUUUAUGACUUUGAGAGCUUGAAUUAUGAUUUAGAAUGUCCUAUUGAGUACUUUGAGAUUGGCCAAAUUAAAUUGAGGCAAUUUUCCUUGGAAACUAUUCUAGAAAAAAAUGUUAAAAUGUCACCUUCCUGUGGAUUCAGCGUUUCAGAUCCGGAAUUCGAUGGUUCAAUAACAACCUUGGAAACGCUAAGAAUUCCUAUUAACGGGACAUUUCAGUGUGUCAAUGGAAGAACCUCCACUUGUAGAAGAUCGAUUGCACAGGUUGCUAAUGCAAGGUAUAGAUUAUUAGAUUAUAUUAAGUAG
This is a messenger RNA of Dujonia railenensis, 756 nucleotides long. The record is from the annotation of a GenBank genome assembly. NCBI's taxonomy places the organism in Eukaryota, Fungi, Ascomycota, Pichiomycetes, Serinales, Debaryomycetaceae.